AUAACUAUUUGAUGGUUACAAAAUACAAAAGUUACUUGUCCGUAACACUUCUCAAUUAAAAUUCUAUCCCAAUAGCCACCAUUGCCACGUAUUAAUUUUCUUAUUUAUACCCAUCAAGCUGCUUCUCUUACUCCCUUUUCUUCCCCUUCUCUUCCCACCACCCCUUCUUAGCUUCUUUCCCUCUCUCCGGCUAUAUGGACCCCAAAUCUUGCGGCGUUAUGUCAGCACCGUCGUUAUUAUCCGGCGACUACUGUGACUUCCGCCGUGCUCCGACGGAGCUCGAUCUGGAAGUCGAAGAAUUCAUGAAGACUUGGAUGGCGGAGGCACCGAACGAGGAACACGCCGACGGAUGUGGUGGUGACUACAUUUUCGACCUGUACUAGUGGAGUGACAGAUAAUAAUAACAAUAUUAAUUAUAAUAAUAGUACUCAACAACAGCAGCAGCAGCUUGUGUGCUCUCAGAACCUGACUCGCAACCAUUCAACUAUUGAUUCUCAAUCAUCCAUUUGUGGUACAGCUACUGUUGGAAGCCCAGUGUCUGCUAAUAAACCAAACGGCGGCAGAGGAAGCGAAGGCAAAGGAGGGACCACGUGCGGUUCCUCAUCACGUGAGGCGUCCGAUGAGGAUGAUGAGGCAGGUCCAUGUGAAGAAAGCACAAACCCUAUUGAUAUGAAGCGCCUCAGAAGGAAGGUUUCUAAUCGCGAGUCUGCUAGGAGGUCUAGAAGAAGGAAGCAAGCUUAUUUGACUGACCUUGAGUCUCAGGUUGAACAGCUGAGGCUGGAAAAUGCAACCCUGUACAAACAGCUUACAGAUGCUAGCCAACAUUUUCGUGAUGCUGAUACAAAUAACCGAGUUCUUAAAUCAGAUGUUGAAGCUCUGAGAGCUAAGGUGAAAUUAGCGGAGGACAUGGUUGCUCGAAGCUCUUUCACUAAUCUGAACAACCAGCUAAUCCAGAAUCAGCGGGGUCAGAUGAACACCAACAAUAAUAAUUUGCGGCGCGUGGCACAUGUUUCGCCAACGAUUACUGUCCAUGGAAAUGACUCCUCAUAUGGAAGCUGCAUCACUAGUGUUGAUGGACAAAACUCAGCCCAUCUUGGAGGACUUGCCAGAAACUUGGACAUAACUAAUAAUAAUAAUAAUAAUAACAACUAUAGUGAUUAUAAUGCAGUCAUAAGCGAUGCUGUAAGCUCUGUCACUAACUUAUGGCCAUGAUGAGUUUGUGCUUAAUAAAUGUUUCUAGACAAAAGUAUAGAUAUACUAGAACCGUAGAACCAGGGGGAUGGAAACAAUAUAAAAAGUUGUGUUUGUCCCUCUUAUUUCCAGCUUUAAGACCAGAAUAUUUUACUUUUACCUAUAUAUAUAUGAGUUUAAUUUUGAUGCAUCGAUAGUAUAAAAUAUUUUACACAGUCGUGCGUGUAAUUUUUCAAUUAGUUUUGUGUUGAGAUAAUUAAUUAGCAAAUAGAACUUUAAGAGUUUCGACCAUCCAUACUCUCUUGUAGUAAUGAAACUAGUUACAUCCAAAUUAAUGUUUGCCUUUGU
Messenger RNA from Arachis ipaensis, 1539 nucleotides. Lineage: Eukaryota; Viridiplantae; Streptophyta; Magnoliopsida; Fabales; Fabaceae. The record is from RefSeq and is a predicted model, not a curated record.